GAGGAACCUGCAAAGAAAAACCACAGAAAAAGUGCAUUUCAUGAAGGUGGGUUUAUUCAUGCAUGUCAAUAAGGCAAAGAGGAAGACGGUCACUUCUUCCUCUCGAUUUCUUUGAAUGUCAUGAUCACCUCCUCUUUGCGACCUGUAGACGCUCACAUUUCUACCUUUUCACUUACUCCAAUAUGAGUCUGAAGACCGGGUUUGUGGUCCUCCUUCUCUGCAUGCCAGGGCUGCUCAGUGCUGAGUGGGGGGGGACCUACACUGAGGAGGAGAUCUGUGCAAUUAAAGGAUCCACUGUGACGCUUCAGUGCUCCUUUAAGUUCCCGCCCACAGAAGGCGGGCGUGAGAUCAAAGUCAAGAAAACAUUUUGGUUCACCAAAGAUCCAAAGGAAGAUCUGAGACUGGACCCUCAGUACUUUGGUAGGAUACAGUCUGAGUGUCAUGGCAACAUCUGCAGUCUGACCAUCACAGACGUGAGACGGAGUGACGAGUACAAGUUUAGAUUCACAACUGACCAUUCCGGAGGAGGGUACAGCGUCACGCCUGGUGUCAAAGUGACCGUCAUUGAUCUGAAAGUACAAAAAGUGCCAAAGUACUCGAAUUGGUUUGAUCUGAAGUGUGUCAGCAACACUUGCAGUCCUUGGUCUCCUUCUUCAUACGUCUGGUAUAAGAAUGGAGAGGAAAUCCAAAAUGCAAAGUCCCAAGUGUACACAGUAUGGUAUGACUCCACAGACAGUUACUCCUGUGCUGUAAGAGGACACGAGCAAGCUGUGUCUCCUCCAGAGUGUGCGUACUGGUCAUGUAACAAGGUGGUUUACGACAAGAGACACAUCUGUGCCAUCCAAGGAUCAUCAGUGGACAUUGAAUGUGAAUACACGAGCUAUAGAAAUACCCUGACACAUUUCUGGUUCCGUACAGAUUCUAGUCACUCGGGGAACCCCUCCAUGACUGAAGACCCUCGGUAUGAAUUACCUUCAGAGACUUCUGGAAAAAGCACACUGAGAAUAAAAGAUGUGAGGCAGAGUGAUUCUGCUGAGUACCGCUUCAAAUUCACCACUUCUUAUGGUUUUGAAUGGAGCAGUAUUUUACCUGGAAUCACCUUGACAGUAACAGCUGUGCAGGUGCAGGUGAUGUCAGUCACAGUUGAAGAUUCUCACCUUGUUGCACAAAUGUUGUGUCACACAAGCUGCCUUCCAGAAGCUCCUUUGUCUUUUGUGUGGCAGCAGAAUGGAGAGGAUAUAAAGCAUGAAACCAAAGUAGAAGUCACCUUGUCACCUGGAGACUACAUCACCUGUGCUGCACAACAACAUCAACAUAUCAGCAUCUCUCCUCUCCUGUAUGUUCUGAAAAGACCCUCAGUGUCUCUGAGUGAUACUGGUGACAUAUUGGAGGGUCGUCCACUGACACUGACCUGCAACAUCCACAACUUCAACUACUCCUCAGCAACAGUUGAUUACUGCUGGUACAAGAAGAAGAAGAAUGUGUCUUCAGAUGAGGAAGUCCUCAGUAAAGGUCGACAACUGGUCUUCAAGUCCAUCAAGUCUUCAGACUCAGCAAAGUAUUUGUGUACUGUGGAGAACCAGCUGGGGAAGAAGACAUCAGAACCCGUCUUCAUUGAUGUCCAAUAUCCUCCCAGGUCGUUGUCUUUGUCCGUCAGUCCGUCUGGUGUCAUUGUUGAGGGACAGUCGGUGAAUCUGACCUGCAGCAGCGAUGCUAACCCGCCCCCCAGCUACACCUGGUACAAGGACCGCCAAACUCUAACCCAAACACUCCAAAAACAUUACAGUUUCACCUCCAUCCGUCCUGAAGAUGCCGGAACAUUCCACUGCAUGUCUGAGAAUAAACAUGGACGUGUCAACUCUUCAACAGUCGUCAUAGACGUCCAAUAUGCUCCGAGGCGUCCAGUUAUCUCAGGGGCCCCCUCCAGUGAAGUCAGCGAGGGCUCUUCGGUCUGGUUGACUUGUAGCAGCGACGCUAACCCGCAGGCUAAGUACAGUUGGUGGAAGAGGAGUGAAGACCAGAUAGGUGAUGAAGAUGUGCGGAGAGCAACAUCUGCCACCUUCAACCUCACUGACCUUGGACUUGAGGCCAGCGGGGUCUACAUGUGUGUGGCCUCCAGCAGCAGAGGCAGCAGCAACUCCUCAGUGAGGCUGCAAGUGAAGGCCUGUUCCUGGAGUGUCACCAUGGCAACAGCUGUGGGCUCAGUCGCUGGUCUUGUUCUUGUUCUGGUGGUCCUGGUUCUCACCGCCUUCCUGGUGUGGAGGAAAAAGAGGCCAUCAAAGGAGUCCAGAGCAAAGUCCAGCGCGGGUGCAGAUUGUGGCGAGGCUUCAACCCGGGAACAGAAAGAAGUGGUUUAUUCCCAAGUCCACUUCACCACAUCCAGCGAAGGUCCGGUCUACGCCAACAUCACGCCAGCUAUGCCCCGCAGACACUUGGUGGAGGAGUCGGAAGACGGCGUGGAGUACGCCACAGUCAGAAAAGCGUGAGAGCGGGAUGAGCUCCUUUCACUUUCGUUGUGGUUGUCCCAGACGAGGGACGAAGUCUACAACGAAAGGAAGCAUUUGAUGCAUGAAGAUUUUGCUGUCAUAAAUAAUUGUAUGUUAGCCCCUCCCCUUUCUCACAAUCAUCAAUAUGACUGUGAUCUAUUUCUUAUCUUAUUCAAAGAUUGCACCAAUAUUCAUCUCUUUUUCACCAAGAUCCAUCCCAGUCUUGUGCAGGUCUACAAUCUUUGCUCCAUUCUGUUAAUGAGCUUUGAAUGAAGAGAGACUUUGUGUCACAGCUUUUAAACACACAGGCAGUUAAAUUAGGAGCACUUUCUUAAAGGGACAGGACACAUAAACACUCUGUGAGUCAUGAUGCUAGUAGAGAUGGGAGAUAAGGCCAUAUACAUUUUAUAUAUAUGUAUAUAUAUAUAUAUAUAUAUAUAUAUAUAUACAUAUAUAUAUAUAUAUAUAUAUAUAUAUAUUUGCAUCACACAACCCUACGUGCUAAUACAGUAGAUAUUUGCUCAUUUUUUAUGCGAUGCUUACAUCCCAGCAGAUGUUGAAAAAAUAAUAGACAAACCAAUAAGAACACUGAAAAAUACAGAUGUUAAUUUCCCUAUAGAUUGCUUUUACACAUGAAUACAAAUCCCAGGCAUGUGUUAUACAGUGUUGUACUUACAAAACGUGCAGAUACACAACAUCACAUCUGGUCAAAGCAUCUUCCUGCUGGACAAUGUUGAGUGAAUGGACUUAAUGAGACAGCGCCCCCUGCUGUUUUUAUCUUUUGUUUUUACACUUUUUUUUAACAGUGGGCCAUUUGUGACAUCACAAGUUGACAGACGUACUUAUAUGGGCAUUGUUGUAUCCGCUGUCAGCCUGCCUCCUCCCACUCUGCUGUUAUUCCUUCCUGUCUCAUGUCCUCACACCUGCUCUGAUGUUUAUAAAAAAAAAAACACUUUUUAAGACUUUUUUUUAACAGGACCGUUUUGUCAGCAUGGAAGAGAAAGACGUCGACAUUGUGUCACGACUACUUGCUUGGACAAAAACACAAGAAGUCAUGAUAAAAUAUAAUUUUCCUGUAUAUAUUUCAUAUGUGACAUGCUUAUAAUGACGCCAACAUGUGACAUGCAGCUACAAAAAUGCUGAUUAAAAAGCAGCUUUCUUUGCGGAAUACAAGGUGUACCUAAUGACAUGACCGAUGAAUGUAUUAUACAUUAUAUCUAUAUUAAUAUAUAUUUUGUAAUAAUACUGGACUAUAACAACUAUUUGUAUAAUAAAUUACAAUAGGAGUAUAAUAAUAAUAAUAAUAUA
This is a messenger RNA of Entelurus aequoreus (snake pipefish), 3794 nucleotides long. RefSeq names its product B-cell receptor CD22-like. Lineage: Eukaryota; Metazoa; Chordata; Actinopteri; Syngnathiformes; Syngnathidae. The record is from RefSeq and is a predicted model, not a curated record. The transcript has 11 exons. Bases 63 to 2486 code for a protein of 807 amino acids.